This is a messenger RNA of Pelagomonas calceolata, 1576 nucleotides long. Lineage: Eukaryota; Pelagophyceae; Pelagomonadales; Pelagomonadaceae. The record is from the annotation of a GenBank genome assembly.
CGCACUAGUUUUGGCUUGGCUUGCCUGUUUUAGCUCCAUACCGCAGCGAAUACUGGCCAAAUUAACAACUGAGAACACGCAUCGCGUCGCCCAACAGCGGGCAAGAACGCCUAACUCGCUGCCGGCGCGACAGCGCCCUGCACAGACGCUGCACAGACCUCCACAGCUGCACCCUCUUCUGAGGGCUAUCACAGCGCAACAGCGGGAACGCGAUGGCAAGCCACCUCAACGUCAUCGUCGAGGGCUGCUGUCACGGCGAACUGGAUAACAUCUACGCAUCGAUCGCAGAGGUCGAGAGAAGACGAGGAGUGAAAGUCGACCUAUUAUUAUGUUGCGGGGACUUCCAGAGCCUAAGGGCCGAGCAGGACUACGACGCGCUCGCGGUGCCGCCGAAAUACCGCGAACUGAAAGAUUUCAAAAAGUACUGGUCCGGCGAAAAAAAGGCACCGGUACUGACCGUGUUCGUCGGCGGCAACCACGAAGCCUCGAAUUUCCUCGGAUCACUGUUCUACGGCGGCUGGGUCGCGCCGAACAUCUACUAUAUGGGGGCGGCUGGUUGUAUAAACGUGGGCGGGUGGCGGCUCGUGGGGGCCUCCGGGAUUUGGCACAAGCGGCACUACCAGCUCAAUCAUUACGAGUUACGAGCCGAAAGAGUAGAUGUCAGAGACGUUAUUAGAUCGGCCUACCAUGUGCGGGAGGUCGACGUGUUUCGCCUCGCGUUGUUAGGCGAGCGAUCCGUGGACGCGGUCGUCAGCCACGACUGGCCGCGGGGCGUGGAGCGCCACGGCGACGCCGCGGGGUUGGCGCGGCGGAAGCCCCAUUUUAGGGACGAAAUGCAGCGCAACGACCUGGGCAGCCCGGCGAACGAGAUUCUGUUGAACGCCCUCAAGCCGGCGCACUGGUUCUCGGCGCACCUGCACUGCAAGUUUGCUGCUUUGGUGAACCACGGGGACGGCGGGAAGCCCACUCGCUUUUUAGCUUUGGACAAGUGCCUCCCGCGCCGGGAUUUCCUGCAGCUCAUCACGGUCGAGCGGUCUAAAAGUGGCCCAGUAGAACUCGAGUACGACGCCGAGUGGCUCGCGAUCCUCAUCAAGACGCACUCUUUAUUGGGUUUUGAGCCGCCGCCGGCGCGGGCGCCGCCGAUCCCCGAGGAAUUUCAAAGACCGUCGUCGGCGGACAUCGCGGGCGCGCGCGCGCGGGCCGAGAAGUACUGUAGGAGGGCGGGCGCGCCGGCCGAGGCGCCCCUGCGCGUGCCGCCUUUAUCAGGUCCGCCCUGGCACCCGCCGCGGCACCGCUUCAAUCCCCUGCAGGAGGCGAACCCGCAGACUGACGCGUUCCUCAAGAUGCUCGGGUUGGAGCACGUCGUGACCGUGCCCGUGACGGCGCAGAUGCGACCUUGUCCGCCGUGCAAGCCGCUCGCGUCGACCACGGCGCACGAUGCCGUGUUCGCCAACGCGGCGCCGCCGCCUGUGCCACCGCCUACUACGGAGGCCUCCGGCGUCUCGACGCCUCCGCCGCCGUCACCACCGAAACGAUCGGAGCUUGUGCUGCCGCCCCCUGUGAAUGAUUAAUCGCC